Pararge aegeria (speckled wood butterfly) is the source of this 1383-nucleotide messenger RNA. RefSeq names its product putative mediator of RNA polymerase II transcription subunit 26. The record is from RefSeq and is a predicted model, not a curated record. Lineage: Eukaryota; Metazoa; Arthropoda; Insecta; Lepidoptera; Nymphalidae.
AUGAAGUUAGCGGUGUUAAUAAUUCUGGCGGCAGCGAGCCACGCAGCCAAAGUUGGUGCGAAAAAUAAGAAGAUAGAAGAGAAAACGGACAAACGGGAGCUUUCAGAGGGGAAUGCUGGCUUGGAAAAGAGAGCGCCAAUUUUACCAACAGCAUCUUCUACCCUAACCGGUGGAGUACAGUAUGCAGAAACCAACAACGCUUUAUCAGACCAAUCUCCAACACAGCAAAUCUACGCGACGCCGGCACCCCAGUUUUCGAAGAUAUCCGACCUGCUAACGGGACAAGUUCCUUCAUAUCAGGCCGCCAUUGCAAGCCACCUUUAUUCACCAGUCUCUCUCUAUCAGUCAAGGUUUGGACAACCAACGACAUACGAAGUAUCAGCACCAGUGCCAUCCAACCUGGCGUACACCGAGCACAGGCUGUCCCUUCCAUCACCAAAUUCCAUACCCUACAACACAAAGCCACAGAAACUAGUUAAGCCACAAUAUGAACAACCUCAAGGCCUUAUCCAACAAUCAUAUGAACAAAACUUGGCGCCUAUACAAUCAACUGCACUUAACCAGCAAGUUCAAUAUAAUCAAAUCCCUCAACAGUUCUAUAAUAGCCAACCUUUGCAAUACGUCCAGCAGCCUAACCAGCUUCCAGCUGCCACAUACCACCAGGAACAGUUGAGGAAUCAUCAGCAACCUGGACCUAGGGAUUUGAAGAACCAACCGGCUGCUUCGCAGGUUUUGGAGAAACAAGUUAUUCAACAGGUUUACAACGACAAACAACAAAAUGCUCUCAGCUUCGCAAGAUUCAGCGUGAACCAACCAACACCCGCCUACGACCAGAAUCAGCUGCAGCAAAUUCACCAACAACCGCUGCCACAAUCUCAACUCCAAGCACAACAAGUAAUCCAACCUCAGCAACAGCAUUAUCAACAAUUGGUUCAACCACAACAAUAUCAACAGCCUCAACAACUUAUCCAACCUCAGCAACAGCAGUAUCAGUUGCAAGCGCAGCCUUUACAAAUCAGUUAUCAACUUCAACACCCCACUCCCCAACAGUUACCUCAAAUACAAUACCAAGGUCAACACCAAGCUUCUCAACAACCCUUGCAGCAACAGAUACAGUACCAACCUCAACAACAUCAGAUACAGUACCAGGAACAACCGCAAUAUGUGUAUCAACAGUUGCAAGAGCAGGCUCUACAACAACAAGCCUUGUCUUAUCCUCAACAAGUGCAAGAUCAAUCUCAGGCUCAAUAUCAAAUCCAAGAUCAGCCCUACCAGCAACCAAAUUGUUUAAUGUCGAAAAAUCUGAACCGAUCCUAUCGAAGCAAUCUAUCCCUGAGAGACAAAGUUUAUUCAAACAAGCGUCGAAUAUUCAACCCAAGUUAA